AUGGCCGCGCCGAGUGGACCCGUGUUGCACGACGACAUGAAGCCAAUGAAUCUGGUUGUUUGUAUUGGGGUUGUCCUGCAUGAAACACUGCUCGAGGAGAAUGGCCUCCUCCCCGUGUCUCCAUGUCUCGCCAUUCGUCUCGGACCUUGUCGGAAUUUGCCUACAGCUCCGGAAUUGAUGUUUUUUGUUGGAGCCAUUGUUCAGCCCGUUUUGUUGCAUGAACUAACCACCUUCCGUCUCAAUAGCGCUGGACUGGACGACGAGAGCCAAGACCAGAUCAGGUCAAACGGGUCUACCCCAACGCCGACUGGAAUCGCAACGCCCGAACCCGAUCUCGCGGACAAGCGUCUGCCUUCCAUAAUGCACAACUACUUCCAGGUUGGUUCUUUCUCUGGUGAUAAAGCGAGUCUGCCACGGUUAUGGUCAUGUCUGUCGAAACCCUCUGUGGACCCUCAAUCAAAUGCGCUUCCAAUCCAUUCCUCUGGUUCCUCCGAGUCUUUUGUCAUGAUGGAGCAGGAAGAUGGGUCGGAUAAGAUGGAGGAUGAACACCCCAGCUUGCCCACACCUCCACAUUCGUUGUUGCAGCAUGAGUCGGACGAGAUGGAACUCGGGACGAGUCCAGGCGUGUCCUCGAUUUUUUCAACUCUGAAGAAAUACCUCAUCCCACCUGCAAGCACUCCUCCUGAUGACUCUUCUUCCCGCCGUCAAACAUCUCUCCCAGUGUCCAGCAUCUCUGACGACUCUGUUCUUGCCACACAUUUCUCCAACCCCACUCUCCCUUCUUCCUCAGAUGCCUUUUCCCUGACCGAAGCCCCCCUCCUCGACCAUGAAAAGCCGCAUGUCUCUAUAUCUUCUGAGAAUCUUGCCAAGCUAACUGAAAACGCGCCCGAUGGGUCGCGUCUUAAGAAUACCCCACCUCUUACUCCCCGGGCCAUGUCCAACGAGGUCCCAGCCGCCCAGGACAAGACCAUCACUUCGGCCCCGCAGGAGACCUCCUCGGAGACUCCCCAAGAAACGCCACAAUCCGAGUCGAAGUCGGACGAUAUGGAAAGCUCUACAGAUGAGAUUACGAUGAAACUCGAUGAAGCAUUCCCAUCUCAACCCCAGUCUAAAUCUACGACAACUCCAUCCAACGGGGCACCCACGGGCCCGAUCAACGGUAAAUUGUUUGUGAAAAUCACCGACGGUCGAGGACUGCGACCCAGUUUCGAUCCGUAUGUGGUGUGCGUAUUUGAAUGGAAUGAGUACAUUUCAAAGGGUGCUCGCGACGGCGAGGAGGAAAAGAAACGACGCCAGCAAGAGUCAGAUGCCGAGGAGGCUGCUGGUCGGCCCAUGGCCAUUCCCUUGAAGAGCCGCUCUAGUAGUCACAACAGUGCAAUCGAGAGUGAUCACAAGGGGCGGACGCCUGUGACAGACCCGCACUGGGAUCACGAGGCCACCUUUGACGUUAUGGGAGAUCAGUCAGAGCUCGAUGUCACAGUUUAUGACCGCAACAAUCAGGAAGCUUUCUUGGGCCACGUACGCCUCUGCAUCAACCUCAAGGAAGAUCACAGCCGACUGGAAGGCUGGUUCCCCUUGGUCGCCCGCGGUGCCGGAGAUAACCAAGUGUCUGGAGAAAUUCACCUCGAGAUGAAAUUCGAAAAGACAGAUCGAAAGCAGGUCGGACCGAAUGAUUUCCUCAUCCUCAAACUCAUCGGCAAAGGAACGUUCGGCCAAGUCUACCAGGUUAAGAAGAAGGACACACAGCGUAUCUAUGCGAUGAAAGUCCUCUCCAAGAAGGUUAUCAUUCAGAAGAAAGAGGUCAUACACACCCUCGGAGAGCGCAACAUCUUAGUGCGCACUGCGAUGACAGCCUCUCCGUUUAUUGUUGGGCUGAAGUUCUCUUUCCAGACUCCAACAGAUCUUUAUCUCGUGACGGAUUAUAUGUCGGGCGGUGAAUUGUUCUGGCACUUGCAGCGUGAGGGUCGGUUCCAGGAGGCCCGGGCGAAGUUCUACAUCGCCGAGUUAAUCUUGGCUUUACAACACCUACACGAUCAUGACAUUGUCUAUCGGGAUCUUAAACCGGAGAACAUUUUGUUGGAUGCCAACGGUCACAUUGCGCUUUGCGAUUUCGGUUUAUCCAAGGCGAAUCUGGCACAAAACGACACCACCAACACCUUCUGUGGUACCACUGAGUACUUAGCUCCCGAGGUGCUGCUUGAUGAGCAAGGAUACACAAAGAUGGUCGACUUCUGGUCCUUGGGAGUAUUGGUCUUCGAGAUGUGCUGUGGCUGGAGUCCGUUCUAUGCCGAGGACACUCAACAGAUGUACAAAAAUAUCGCAUUCGGCAAGGUUCGAUUCCCCCGUGAUGCGCUCAGCACUGAAGGACGAAACUUCGUCAAGGGCCUGCUGAAUCGUAAUCCCAAACACCGACUCGGUGCGAACGGCGAUGCCAAGGAGCUCAUGGCACACCCGUUCUUCCACGAUAUCAACUGGGAGACACUUUGCCGCAAGGAAGUAAUUCCUCCGUUCAAACCACAGCUGCAGUCUGAAACCGACACAUCGAACUUUGAUCCCGAGUUCACAAAUGCGAUGGAGCUGAACAACUCGCUCAAUCUCCGAGCAGCAGCUCUCGCCAACGGUCUUAUGCCAGCCUCUACGCCCUUGUCCCCUGGGAUGCAAGCCAAUUUCAAGGGCUUCACCUUCGUAAACGAAAGCUCUAUCGACCAUCACUUGAUGGAUGACAGCGAUCAUAUGGAUGAAGACGCCAUGCAUGACGGGCAUUGGCAACAUGGCCACCGGUCGGGCGAUUCGACCGACCAGCGCAUGACCGGCGUUCAGAAGACGCACGACGGCACCGAACCCGGUAUUUUCAACGUCGAUGAUACCUUUGACAUGUGA
This is a messenger RNA of Penicillium paradoxum, 2880 nucleotides long. It is a transcript of the gene schA, whose product is annotated as serine/threonine protein kinase SCH9. Lineage: Eukaryota; Fungi; Ascomycota; Eurotiomycetes; Eurotiales; Aspergillaceae. Gene Ontology annotation, molecular function: protein serine/threonine kinase activity; ATP binding. Bases 1 to 2880 code for a protein of 959 amino acids. The record is from RefSeq and is a predicted model, not a curated record. Gene Ontology annotation, biological process: protein phosphorylation. The transcript is spliced from 3 exons.